This is a messenger RNA of Myripristis murdjan (pinecone soldierfish), 4374 nucleotides long. RefSeq lists its product as uncharacterized. The record is from RefSeq and is a predicted model, not a curated record. Lineage: Eukaryota; Metazoa; Chordata; Actinopteri; Holocentriformes; Holocentridae. The transcript is spliced from 9 exons. Gene Ontology annotation, molecular function: DNA binding. The coding region runs from base 2388 to 3896 and encodes 502 amino acids.
UCUGCAAACAAAUUUUUAAAAAAAUAACAAAUGAAAACAAAUCUAAAGAGAACACAACACACUGUACAAUUGCCUCAAGAUGGGCCAGUAGAACUAUUUAAACAUAAAUUCUGCCCUCCUUUCUUUUUGGCCGGCAAACUUCUCAAUGACUCUCUGAAGUCAGUCAUCUCAGUCACCAGUCUUUUUUCCAUGGACAGCAUGGCCAAAGCAUUCAGCCUCUCCUGGGUCAUGGUGUUUCGUAAAAAAGUUUUAAUUCUUUUCAAAGUCGAAGAGCACCUCUCAGCUUCUGCGGUUGUCAUGGGUGUGGUGAUGAGGAUCUCCAGGAGAGUGGCAGUCUCUGAAAAGACCUCUUCAAGAUUGUUCUCCAUAAACAGCUAAAACAAGUCCACAGCACCAUGACAGGCUUUGAACUCAUCCUUGCUGUACAGUAGACCAAGCUCUGUCUUCAGCUUGUUUCCAUUGAGUAUGUGGUAAGCCUUCAGAGUGCUGCUGAGACAUUAACAUCAGUGAAACUCGGGUCAAAGAACAACUGGAAAACCAAGGCAUCUCCAUCAACCGAAUACACAGAAUCAUCAGCAGAACCACCCAGCAACUAACCACAUUUCUGAAAAUUCACCUGAUAAACCCUGAUCAGGCCGCUGGCCUUCUCCAUGAGGGCUUCUACAUGGAUCUGUUCCAGUACAGAGUGGAGAAGGCCCGGCCCCCAUCCACCAUCAAACAAUGAUUCAAAUGCCAACAAUUCAACCACAUAUCCGUCAACUGCACCAACCCAGUUGUAUGCCUCAGAUGCAGAGAAAACCAUCACCACCACAAAACCUGCACAAAAGAAAAAAGAAAAAAAAAACAACUAAAAAAAAAAAAACUGUGCUGGUGAACACUCUGCCGCCUCCAAAUCCUGCCCAGUCUACCUGUCACACAUGACCCCAUCAACAAGGAAACUAACAUCCACCAGACAGCCCACCACCAGCAACCCCCGCAGCCAGCACCAUCAUGACACCGACUUCACCCACCUGCGCAACGACUUCAGAAAAGUCAAAGAUGAACUUAAAGAACAAGACAUCUCCAUAGCCUGCAUAAACAAAACACUUCUAUCAAAUCCUCACAAAUUCACAUCCCCUGGUUACAUCAUUAGAAAAGAACGACAGACAGGACAUGGAGAAGGAGUACCUUUCACAUCACUCCAUCAAGCACCUCACCACUGUUUUUAAGUCGGCGGCUGUAUAUAUGCACCCAUGCUCACAUACACACCCACACAUAAAUAAUGUGUGUGUAUAUGUGUGACAUCAAUGCACCCAUACCUCCCCCCGUUUUUCUUCCUAAAUUUUGGGUGGCUAUGGAACAUUUCGUCAGUAGUGUCACCACAGAAUCAUCGAGGGUUUCGGCCGUUUACACACUAGAACCUCUCCUCCAUGGAGGCCAGCUGGGGUGAUCAAAUCCCAGCUAAUGUUCCAGGUUUUUGGAACUGCUUUUGUCUAGUUUAGUAUUUCUUGCCAAUGUUUCGCUAUUUUUUGCGCCGUGUUGGGGGUCCAGUGGACUUUGUCUGCUGUUGUCUGAAAGUCCUUUUGUUGGAGUGAGAUGACAUGCGGGAAUUUUUUGAUUUCUAGAUUGAUGCUUUUGAGCAUGUCUCUCUUUUUUAUCGUGAGUCUAUCACUGUAGUUGAUUAGUGCCGACGAUCGUUGAGAGUCGUCUGAGGUUAAUCUGUUGAUCCUCCUGGGUAUCGAUGAAAGGGCAACAUUAUCAAUCAGAGAUAGGUGGUGCCGCAGACCCCCUCCCCUGUUGAGGGAUAGUUUUUCCACUUUCACAUAGAUGGCUUCUUUUACUCCUCUCUCAAACCUCCCAUUUGUCCUCCCUGACCAAAAUCUUAACAUUGCUGUAUUCAAAGGAGUGUGCCUUUUCCUUUACAUGUGAAUAGACAGCUGAGACUGGACCUGAGGAGUUCGCCCUUCUGUCUUCCUCAGGAAAUGUAUUAUAAUGGAGAGUGAUGGUACUCCCCCCCACCAUCACUCUCCCUCACAGACACACCCACACUUGUCUGAUUGGCUCCUUCACACAGGUGGGCUACGCCCACUGUCCCGCCCACAGUCAGGUAUAAAGGCAGGAGGUAAAUCCACUGCUCCACAUUGUGUUUCUUACAGACACAAUAUUCACAGCUGUACUUGCUGUGAUUUUGAUUGUUGUUGUUUUUUUUUGGCUUGUUGUUUUCUUGCUUGUUGUUUUUUUCUUUUUUUUGCUUGUUGUCUGUUUUUGCUGCAUAGACAAUGGCUGACCAGAAUGAGAAGAGGUAAGACUUUGUUAUUCCUUAUCCCUUGUGUCUUUUACUGGAGGCUUGAAACCUGUACCACUGUUUUCCAUUUGUUUGAUGUCCAUCUUAAUGUGCUGUUAAAAAGAUGACUCAAAAGAUGACUAAACAUUUCUUUCUCAUCAUCCUCCUUCAAAAGGUUGACAAUGUCUCAAGGUUCCUGCGCUACGUGCAGCCCACAGGGGAUGAGCCGACUCUGGAUUUCCUCCAGAAAACCAUAGAGACCAGAGACUACUUUGUCAAACUGGAAGCCACCGCCAUGAGUCCAGCCACAAUCCUCAACUAUAUGAAGAAUAUUAUCAGGUUCCUCGAUUACCUGAAAACGAGAGUGGACCUUGAAUCCAGCAAUCCAGAGCUGCGUCACAGAUGGGAUACUUUUGUCGGCGGGAUGAAGUCUGUCAGGAAGUGCCAGGAGAUUUUGCAAGUUGCAAAAAAAGACUUCCUGAACCUCUAUGGGAAGUUGAUCACCAACCAGCCCAUCACCGAAAAUGAAAAGACCAUGUACGGCUAUUACCUGGAGGCGGUCAUGGUGUUUCAGCAUUUUCAGCGCCCAGGAGCCGUGGAGGGCAUGACUGUGGACGAGUUUGUCAACAGGAAGGAGUGUAACGGCAGGGUAGUUGUUGGGAUCAAGCAACACAAAACGGCAACCAUGCAGGUUGCAGCAUUGGCCUUGACGUUGGAGGAGGAUGCUUGGUUUGAGGCAUACUACCAACAUAUCAGGACUCGCCAUGAGACAGUGUCUUGUCAGUCCUUUUUCAUUGGCAGCACUGGAGCGGCAGUCCACAAGGUCACAAACGACAUUCGUCGACUCCAGGAUAUGUACAAAGUCGACCGUUCGACCAGCCAAGAAGUCCGAAGGGCCGCAGAGACACAGGCGGCCAAAAACUUCACUCCCGCCCAGAAGGAAAAAGUUGCCCGAUACAUGGCACACACCACCCAAGUAGCCGAGGCCCAUUACCGAAUGAUGCUGCCAGAACAAACCGCGGAGACGGCUGAACUGAUGAUGGUCCUGAAUGACCUGUCUCCAGACAAUUCAGAUGGAAGGGGAAAUCUGCCUGAAAAGGUCCUGCCAAAAAGGCAAUUUUCUACCUUUUUGGAGAACUUUCCGGUCACUCUGGAUGGAUCAGCACCACCUGCUAAAAAGAGGAAGGAAGCAGGUUUUCCAGCAGAGGAUCGGUCACUCACCGACAAGUGGCACAAAAUUCAGAGGGACCACAGAGCAGAGUAUUUGCUGUCCAAAUUCAGACAUCGCCAACCGACUCAGCGGCAGUUUGACAGAUGUGUUGAGGGCAUGAAAUGGGAAACAAACAAACCCAAAUAUCCAACUGUGCUGAAGCUGUGGACGCCACCCCAUAAAGAGGACAUCGCCAGCAACAAGCAGCUCAUCCGGAGUGUGAUGACACAGAGGUGGAAGGGCCUCUCCAUCAAAGACUUUGGUGGAGACAAAGGGAAAGGAGUGAUUGUGGACAAACAGAGGCUUCACCCUGCUGGACUCAUGACCUCCACAGCAUCUUCAGGAGGAGAAGAGGGACACCGAGCUUCAAUGCAUGAAAACAGUCAGCGGACAAACAGAGGCUUCACCCUGCUGGACUCAUGACCUCCACAACUUGGACAACCACACCAGGAAGUUGCUGCAUGCAGCAGGUAAUGAUAUUCUUUUUAAAGGUUACUCAUCCCUGUUUCACUUAGCAGUCUCUAUUGUCUUGUUGUGUCUUGCGGUAUGUAAUUUGUAAACAUCAUUAGCCAACGAUCUAACGUGGUUUUAUUCUCUCUGCCCUGCAUACACUACUACUUCCUGCAAACGCACCACUGAUUCUCAAACAUCUGAGCCACAUGCCGGAGAAGCCUGGGAGUUGCUGCAAUGCAACAGGAUGGACAGAGGGAUCUGUGUAUGGAUGCACAAACUUUUCCCUGCUUGUGCCACAAGGACCUGGACACUGUUGGAAGGACAAUCAAUCACUCCUCCAUGAAACCCAACUUGAUUUUUUAAUUAAUUUUUUUUUUUACUUAAACUGAUAUACUCACUGCACCAAUUUUAUUUGUAAUUGUACAGUAUGUGUUCUAUCUGAAAUAAA